AUGCGGCGUGUCGUCACAGGAGUUUGCAGCGCAGGGAGGCGUGUGCCGUGGUGGCCAACCGCCUGCGUCGCGGCGAUGCAGCCUCUGAUGCAGCGUGCCGCCUUCACACGUGGCGUAACGGAAACAAGUGGAAGCAGCGGCGUAGAGAAGAGCAAGAGACGACGCCAUCAGCCGGGCGGCAGUGGUGGGCCCGUGAAAGACCGCUUCCCUCCUGUUGCAACGGACCUCAGCGACCCUCGGCGGCGGCUAGCGCUUCUUAUUGACGCCUCGAGUGUUGAACCGCGCGUGUUCCACAAUACCAUUGUUCCUGCCGUGCUGAAGGUUGGCGUGCCUGUUCUUGUGCGCUUAUUUGCGGUGCAGUUGAGCAGCGAGUGGGAGAAGGUGGUGGCCGGAAGUGAUGCGGUGAAGAAAACUGAAGGCGGCGGCAGCAGCAGCAGCAGUAAUGCGUUAGAAAAAGACCACAACGCUACCGGCAAUGAAGUAGAAGCAGCCGAAGUGACGUCGGGGUGCCCACCGGCGGAGUUUUUUCGUGUUGAACGCUUCAUACCGGUGUCGAUGCAGAUGGAGGCCGACGCGAACCACAUCUUUGACUUCCGUCGACAGAACAAGAUUGAGGCUGUGUGCUUCGUCUGUAGCGAGGUCGACCGUGGCGUCUUUGAGGGUUUCCUUGCCAACAUCGCCGGUAACGGCUUUAACCAGUACGUGCUUGAUGAGCUCGGCAUGGCGAAGGAAGUGGAGGAGGACGGGCGCUCCGCCGACGGUACACCGUGA
Molecule: messenger RNA, 771 nt
Organism: Trypanosoma grayi
Lineage: Eukaryota; Euglenozoa; Kinetoplastea; Trypanosomatida; Trypanosomatidae
Exons: 1
Coding region: 1-771 (256 amino acids)
Source: RefSeq, a predicted model, not a curated record